CCUGUGAUCAAACAACAUCUACUCUGCUUAAAGUUGCCCUUUUAGUGAAAUCUGUGCAAUAAUCUUUCGCUAGUGAUAAAAUAUUCGAUCUCUAUUAUUUCUGAAUACUGUGCGUUCUGUUUGGAUCCCUCGGUACUAGGUGCAAAAUGGAAUCCAAAAGAAGCCGUGCGACUGGUUCGGUGUACAAGAUCCGCAAUAAUAGAUCUGCUCUUCAUCUGAAACAAUGUGUAGCGAACGAGAUGGAAGAGACAAACAGAUCUAGAACAGAAGCUCGAUCAGUGUUGCAGGGCGGAUCGCCAGAAGAGAUGCAUACCGAUUUAGAUGGCCAAGAAAAUAUUCUGAGACAAAAUAUGGACACGGAAGAAACGAGGACAAUCGCUUCUCCAAUGCUGCAGCCGAUAAUUAGCUCCGUCUCUAAUGGCCACGAAGAUAUUUUGUCCGAUGAUCAAGAUUAUAGUGAGCAGGAUGAAUCAUUCGAACAAAUUUCCGACGAUUUAUCUUUCCGAGAAAAGCUUCGAUCGUGGGCGUUAUCAACGAACCAAACGCAUCAUGCCCUAAAUUCGCUUUUGGAAAUUUUGCGUAAAAAAACUGAUUUUCCACUACCGAAAGACGCCAGAACGUUAAUGCGUACACCGACCAAUACAGCCGCUUGUAUUUCUACAAUUGAAGGUGGUCGUUUCUGGUAUCAUGGCAUCAGCAAUUGUCUACAGGAAUAUUUCAGGUUUCGUAUCCGUGAUGCUACUGAUGCUGCGGUCUCCCGCCAAUUUGAACCCUUUUAACCUUCGUGUGACACGAAGUAACCCGAUCGUUAUC
Molecule: messenger RNA, 813 nt
Organism: Anopheles moucheti
Lineage: Eukaryota; Metazoa; Arthropoda; Insecta; Diptera; Culicidae
Exons: 5
Coding region: 147-779 (210 amino acids)
Source: RefSeq, a predicted model, not a curated record